Molecule: messenger RNA, 276 nt
Organism: Caenorhabditis briggsae
Lineage: Eukaryota; Metazoa; Nematoda; Chromadorea; Rhabditida; Rhabditidae
Exons: 2
Coding region: 1-276 (91 amino acids)
Source: RefSeq, a predicted model, not a curated record
AUGGAGCAUUUCCCAGCAGUUUGUUGUUUUGGUGGUGAGCCAUUUUUGGAUUUUCACACAAACUCUUCAAUCGAUCCAACUGAUUGGUCAGCUGAUUUGGUUAAAGACCCAACCAACUCUGUAGACCUGAAUGUGGGGAUUUCAAAUCUGACCGAAUCAUUUGCAAAAAUUGGAAUCAAUGUGAUUUCUCAAUGCCAAAUUUUCAAUAUCACAUUCAACGAUUUGGCCGAUCAAACACUUUUUGACACGUAUAAAGCCAGAUUCUUGUGCAGGUAA